AUGUCUAAUGAAUCCACUGAACCGUCGAAGCAGGCUCAACAGCACAAAAGAGCUCUUGAAUUUAUGAAAUCAGUGAAUGAAGCCGAGUUUUAUAAUGAAUUGAAGGUAGGUGACGGUUAUUUUUAGUCUUUCCCGCUGUGAUUAUUGUGUCUUACUGUCUGAAGUGCUGGUGAAGAAUAGAUUAAUGAAUUUAGUGCUUGAAAAUAAAAGAUUUUGUCAAAAAUUUAGACAAUUAUAUUGUUUUAGGGGGUUGAUGGAGGUUAUUGGGAAAUUAAGGAUUUUUCUAGCUGUUUAUCAAAAGUGAGCCUUCGGAUUGUAUUUUUGAUUGAUCUGGUGGGCUUCCAGGAGCUUCAUUGUCUUGAAAAUUCAGAAGAUUUUUUGAGAAAAAUGAGGUAAUUUUCUUAAUAAUCCCUUGUUUCCAGGACAAAUACGUUUUGUCUCAAAAACUCCUGGAACUGAAUGGAUUUCCGAUGUCUAGGACCACCAAAAACGGAUACCAAGGAGUGUAUAUUGCCACCGAACAUGAUCGGCGAUUUGUUGCGCCUUCGGCAGAACUCAGAAAUUGUCUUCGAUGCCAAAAAGUUUUCAAUGUCAAGGAGUAUUCGAUGGAGAACAAGGAAGAUCAUUGUGUUUAUCAUUGGGGAAAGAAACCAGCAAAGAGGGAACCGAAGGACAAAAAGAAAUGUAAGAAGGAAAGCUACAGUGGAGGAGUUGGUCCAGUGGCAAAAAACGUUCCAUUUUGCAUCCGGGAAGUAUCAAAAAAUGUGGCAAAAUACCUCCCUCUUCAAAUGAAAAAAAACUCAGAUUUCAAAAGCGCGCGCGUUCUUUUUGUGAAGAAAACGGCAAAAAAUAUAUUAUUUUGCAUCCGGGAAGUAUCAAAAAAUGUGGCAAAAUACCUCCCUUUCCAAGUGAAAAAACUCCGAUUUCAGCCGCUCUUUUUGUGAGGGAAAGCGCACCCUUCAAAACGAAGUUUUUUUUUUGUCACUUGGAGAUGGAAGCAUUUUGCCACAUUUUUGAUACUUCCCGGAUGCAAAAUGGCACGUUUUUGCCACUGGAUCAAGUCCGCCAUUGUAAGAAAGGAAGCUAUUUGGAGGGGAUGGAAAAGCGUUAUGAUGAAUUGUUCCAAUUUGGAAGGUUUUCGUGGCGGGACCAAAAAUUUUUGUGCCGAAAAAAAGCUAAAAAUUUUUGAAGUUUUUGAUAUUGUAGACUCAUUUUUUUGCCCUCAAAAUAAUUUCCCUUUCAGUAAAUCCCCAGCCCUCCCCCUACGGAGACAAAUACUUUUGUUGCGGACUCCCAUAUGAAUCUGAAGGAUGUUCGAGACUAAAUUAUCAUGUUCAUAAUCAAAUUCAACGUCAAUCCCUCGUUUUCGAAUUUAAAAGAACCCCCACUCCUCAAGGACCCACUGAUGAGCGAUCAAUGAAAGUUUACUCAUUGGACUGUGAGAUGGUUUACACAACUGGGGGAUGUGAAAUUGCCAGGGUGGUGAUGGUCGACUGGAAAGGCGACUUGGUUUUUGAUCGUCUUUGCCGGCCGGAGAAUGAAAUCGUGGAUCAUAAUACGCUGUUUUCCGGGAUCACCAAGGAAAUGAUGGCUGGAGUGAAGAUGAGUUUGUGUGAUGUAGGUUGGGUUGUAUUGUGCUUGAUUUUUGAAUGGAAAAUUGGGAAAAUAAGUGUCUAGAAGGGAAGAGUUGGUAUUGUUGAGAGGUGGAGGGUUAUAAAUAAGGGUUAAACGCCUGAUUCAGCAAUUCUGCAUUGAUUUUUUUUGGAUUUCAUCGAUAAUUUAUAUUAAUUUAGACUCGAAACUGGGAUCCGUAGAUUUUUUUCAACACCUACUUAAAGUGACGGACCUGAUCCAGUGACAAAAAAAACGUAACAUUUUGCAUCCGGGAAGUAUCAAAAAUGUGGCAAAAUGCUUCCCUCUCCAAGUGAAAAAACUUCGAUUUCAAUUGCGCGCCUUUUCGAUCAUAAAAAGAGCGAGCGCGCUUUUGAAAUCAGAGUCUUUUCAAUUGGAGGGGGAGGUGUUUUGCUGCAUUUCUGAUACUUCCCGGACGCAAAAUGGUACGUUUUUUGCCACUGGAUCAUGUCCGCCACUAUAAGUAGAUGUUGAAAAAAUCUAUGGAUCCAGUUUCGAGUCUAAAUUAAUAUAAAUUAUCGAUGAAAUCCAAAAAAAAUCAAUGCAGAAUUGCUGAAUCAGGCGUUUAACCCUUAUUUAUAACCCUCCACCUCUCAACAAUACCAACUCUUCCCUUCUAGGCACUCAUUUUCCCAAUAUUCCAUCCGAAAAUCAAGUAGAAUAUAACCGAACCCAGUUUGGAAUCUAAAUUAAUAUAAAUUAUCGACAAAAUCCGAAAAAUUUCUCCUAUUUCCACUUUUUUCCACCUCUAAUUAGCCAUGCUUUCCAGGUGAAGCGACUCAUGUUCCGUUACGUCAAUCAGAACACCAUUUUGAUUGGCCAUAGUCUCGAAUUUGAUCUUCGCGCCCUAAAAUUGGUCCAUCAUAACAUUGUGGACACCUCCAUGGUCUUCCAUGUUUCUCAUCGUCACUCAAAACAUUCUCUGAAAGCCCUGUCCAAGAUGUUUAUGGGAAUCCGGAUCCAAGAAAAUGGCCAUUGCCCGGUCGAAGACUCCAUGGCCGCGCUGCAUUUGGUCUAUGUGAAAGUUGAUUUCGAGAGACGGAAGAGGUUGCAGAAGAAGGAAUGA
This is a messenger RNA of Bursaphelenchus xylophilus (pine wood nematode), 2698 nucleotides long. The record is from the annotation of a GenBank genome assembly. Lineage: Eukaryota; Metazoa; Nematoda; Chromadorea; Rhabditida; Aphelenchoididae.